Molecule: messenger RNA, 276 nt
Organism: Prunus armeniaca (apricot)
Lineage: Eukaryota; Viridiplantae; Streptophyta; Magnoliopsida; Rosales; Rosaceae
Source: the annotation of a GenBank genome assembly
AUGGCUGCCCCAAAUGGUGGGCUAGUCUCAACGAUUGAACAUGACUCGAUACUGCCAAUAAUGGUACCGGAUAUUCAUACUAAGGAGAUUCUUAGUUAUGGCAGAAUCGUGGGAAGCCACCAAACCAUUAUUCACAAGACAUCAAAGUAUCCAAUUGCGAAUCAUGUAUGCACUGAGAAGCUAACUGAACCACUCAAGGCUUUUGUGCACCAGUUGUCUGCUAUCCAUAUCCCAAUCAAGGUUGCUAAAGUAGUGAAAGAUCCUAAGUGGGUUUGA